UUAGCACAAGCGCAUUUCAGAUGAAUGAUGCAUUGUGGGAUUGGAUGCUAUUGACAUAGCGACAGGAUUGUCGAUUGAAGAACAGUCUUGUUUUCAUCAAUAACUUUGGGGAAUUUGACAUUUCAGCAGCUGCCAUGAACGGGUCAGUGGCCAAGAAGACCCAAGACACUUUAGGGAGAGUUAUAAAGAAACCGCCGCUUACUGAAAAACUGCUCAGCAAACCACCGUUUAGGUAUCUGCACGACAUAUUCAGUGAGGUGAUCCGGACCACUGGCUUCAUGAAGGGACUCUAUGCAGAGACUGAGAUGAAGUCAGACAAUGUCAAGGAUAAGGAUGCUAAGAUAGCGUUCCUGCAGAAGGCCCUAGAUGUGGUGAUGCUGGUGAACGGCGAGCCCCUCUCGGUCAAGCCAGCGCGCAUUGUAGCCGGCCAUGAGCCUGAGAGGACCAACGAGCUGCUACAGGCCAUCGCCAAGUGCUGCCUCAACAAGCUGUCCAGUGAGGAGGCGGUAAAGCGGGUGCUGGCCGGGGACAAGCUUGACCCCAAGGGGAAGGCCAGCUCCUCCCGGUCCCAGGACAAGGAGAACAGGGAGGGACGAGAGCGCCAACGAGACCAAGUGGAGAAGGCGAUCCGAGAGCACAGCGCCGGGGGUUGGGAGCAGAAGGACCCAGACCUGCCCAAAGAGCAAGAGGGCAGACGGGGCGACAAGGAAAAGGAGCGCCACCGCGAGAGAGAAAGGUCAAAAAAGAGCCGCGAUCGAGACCGUACCAAAGACCGUGGCAAGGACAAGAGCCGGGACAAAGACAAUGAAAGAGAGAAAGACCGAGAACGAGACAAGGAGAGCGAGAGGGACAGAGACAGGGAAAAGAGCAAAGACAAGGAGUUGCACAGAGGGAGAGAUCGAGAGAGGGAUAAGGAGAAAGAUUUAGACCGGGAUAAACGGCGAGAGAAGGAGAGAGAGCUCAGACACAAACAGGGGGAGGAGAAAACCAAAGUGCCAGAGAAGGGUGACAAAAAGGCCAGAGUGUCAGAGGACACAAAACACAGACCACAUCAAGAGGAGCCCAGUAAAACUGCCAAACCUGAACCAGCGGCUGAAGAUGAUGAACAGGAGCCUAUUGAAGAUGCAUCUGAAGAGACAGCGGAAGUCACAUACAAGCAGUCUGACAGUCCAGCCAGAAUACCUCGGCCUUCAUCUGCCAAGGGCCAGAGGCGCUGGCCCAAAGCAGGAGCCCAACAAGAAGAGUUCGACAGUGAAGAUGGAGACACUCCGUUGGCACAGAGGCCGGUUCCCCUGGAGAACGGAGAUGCCACAGACGCAGUGCCAGCCCACAUGGCCCACAGGAGGAUACCUCGGCCCAGCAGCGCCCGGCCCGCCCCUCCUCGGGUCAAGACGCAGGAGAGCUACACUGACGUGACCCCAGCUGAAAGGCUGACCAGUGCCAAGCCCCCGGCGGCCGUCAUCACGGAGGGGAAAAAGCUUUCUGAGGAUGAAGAUGAACAGUUUGUGGUGUUGGAGGCCGCCCCUCUUCCCCCCGACAUGCCCGAGAUGGAGCCAACAGUGGAUCUCCAAGGCGAUGAUAAUCAUGGUGGGCUGGUGAAAAAAAUCCUUGAAACCAAGAAAGACUUUGAAACAUCACCAUCAUCUCCAAAGUCCCAAGACCAGACCCAGAGCCUGGUGUCGGAGGUGUCCAGGAAGAAGGAGCGGGACCUGGUGUCUAAGGAGAUUGAGCGGCUGCGCUCGUCCAUCCAGACGGUGUGCCGCAGCGCCUUGCCCCUAGGCAAGAUCAUGGAUUACAUCCAGGAGGACAUGGACGCCAUGCAGAACGAGCUGCACACCUGGAGGAGGGAGAACAAGGAGCAUGGGCAGGCCCUGCUGCAUGAACAGAGAGUGACGGACAGCGCGGUGGAGCCUCUGAAGGCCGAGCUAGCCGAGCUUGAACAGUUGAUCAAGGAGCAGCAGGACAAGAUCUGCGCCGUCAAGUCCAACAUCCUGAAGAAUGAGGACAAGAUCCAGAAGAUGGUAACCAGCAUUAACUUCUCCUCGCGAAUAUGAGGGGGAGCCAAGGUCUAAAUAAAGGAUUAUCGCCCUUAAAAAAGGACCGAGCAUUCAGGGUGAGCCUGGUUCUUACUUAGUCUGGUGAAGUCCGAAAUGGAGGCCUCAACUGCACUUUUACACACACACACCCACACUGACUGACUGGUUCGGGGAGAGAGGGUUCGAAUUCAACCCCCCUCAUGCUCCAUCCACUUUAAGGUGAUUGACACACACUACACUGAACAAAAAUAUAAACGCAACAUGUAUAGUGUUGAAUCCCAUGUUUCAUUAAAUUAAAAUAUCCAUAUGAACUAAUAGCUUGGUUCUCUCAAAUGUUAUGCACAAAUUUGUUUAGAUCCCUGUUAGUGUGCAUUUCUUCUUUUCUCCUCCAUUUCUCCAUCCAGCUUACAGGUGUGGCAUAUCAAGAGGCUGAUUAAACAGCAUGAUUAUUACACAGGUGCACCUUGUGCUGUGGACAAUAAAAAGCCAAUUUAAAAUGUGCAGGGUUGUCACACAACACAAUGCCACAAUUGUCUCUACUUUUAAGGGAGCGUGCAAUUGGCAUGCUGACUGCAGGAAUGUCCACCAGAGCUGUUGCCAGAGAAUUGAAUGUACAUUUCUCUACCAUAAUCUGCCUCUAACAUUUGACAGUUGUUUGACUGUCAUUUUUUAACAUGUCUGUCUAUUAACAAUUCUGUUUACCUGAAGCUUCUUCAAAGCCUGUACAAAGCAAUAGAUCUGAGGUUUGCUGAGGAGCUAGGGACGCCACGAGCAUAAGACAUGGCAGUCCUUUGACUCUUCCUUCUGUCAACCACUAUGCUUGUCCCAGAUCUGUUUGUGCGUUCUGGCCAAGGUCAGCAAGACAUCAAAAACAGGCCUGGGAUCAGGUUAGUCGAACACCACUGUGCUUUGAGAAAUUGGGUUAGUGUAGAACUGUGUCCACUCAUUGAAAGAGUAGCGUUGAAGUUAAAAGUAACAUGACACUUUCAUAGAUAAAAAAAAAUAUUAUAUAUAUACAUACAUACACGACCUGUCAUACUCUUUCAAGGUUGUUGUUUUUAUUUAUUUUUAACCAUUUUCUACAUUGUAGAAUAAUAGUGAAGACAUCAAAACUAUAAAAUAACACCUAUGGAAUCAUGUACACUGCUCAAAAAAAUAAAGGGAACACUAAAAUAACACAUCCUA
This is a messenger RNA of Oncorhynchus keta (chum salmon), 3221 nucleotides long. Its product is annotated as TRAF3-interacting protein 1-like. The record is from RefSeq and is a predicted model, not a curated record. The coding region runs from base 135 to 2054 and encodes 639 amino acids. NCBI's taxonomy places the organism in Eukaryota, Metazoa, Chordata, Actinopteri, Salmoniformes, Salmonidae. Gene Ontology annotation, cellular component: ciliary basal body; intraciliary transport particle B; axoneme. Gene Ontology annotation, biological process: intraciliary transport; cilium assembly; regulation of microtubule cytoskeleton organization. The transcript is spliced from 18 exons. Gene Ontology annotation, molecular function: microtubule binding.